AUGUCCGCUCCCAAGCAAGUUUUCAUUGGAAUUAUCGGCGCCGGUGGCGUUGGCAAGGCCUUUCUCGACCAGCUCCAGUCCCUCGCUGCUCGGAAACCAUCACCGAAGCUUAACCUUGCCUACAUCGCCACGAGCCGCAAGGCCGUCUUCAAUGACGACUACUCUCCCAUUGAUAUCGGAAGCGCCGUAGAGACUCUUGGUUCAUCCUCCAAGGCUCCCCUCGCUCUGGCUCAGGUCGUCGAAUACCUGGCCAAGGCCCCUGCCAAGACUGUUCUUGUCGACAACACUAGCUCCCAGGACGUUGCUGAACUAUACCCUCUCGCUCUGAGCCGCGGGAUCAGCAUUGUUACACCCAACAAGAAGGCCUUUUCAGGCUCAUACAAGCUGUGGCAAGACAUUUUCUCUGCUGCCGAAUCUUCAGGCGCCCGAGUCUACCAUGAGUCCUCCGUCGGUGCUGGUCUUCCGGUCAUCUCCACCCUGAAGGACCUUGUCGAGACUGGCGACAAGGUUACCAAGAUUGAGGGUGUUUUCAGUGGCACCAUGUCCUUCCUCUUUAACUCCUUUGCGCCUACUGAGGGCCAAGGCGGUAAGUGGUCCGAGGAAGUUAAGAAGGCUAAGUCUCUGGGUUACACGGAGCCCGACCCCCGAGACGACCUCAACGGUCUCGAUGUUGCCCGCAAGUUGACUAUCCUGGCUCGCCUUGCCGGUAUCCCUGUUGAGUCUCCUACCUCUUUCCCUGUGCAGAGCCUUAUCCCUAAGGAGCUCGAGUUUGUUUCCAGCGGCGAUGAGUUCCUCGAGAAGCUCCCCGCUUUUGACUCACAGAUGGAGGAGACCAAGGCAGCUGCCGAGAAGGCUGGUAAGGUAGUCCGAUUUGUUGGAAGCAUUGACGCUGCUUCUAAGCAGGUCAAGGUUGGCCUGGAGCAGUUUGACCGCUCGCAUCCCAUUGCUGCCCUUAAGGGAAGUGAUAACAUUAUCAGCUUCUACACCGAGAGAUAUGGAAGCAACCCUCUCAUUGUCCAGGGUGCUGGUGCUGGAGGUGAUGUGACCGCCAUGGGAGUGACAGCUGAUCUGAUCAAGGUUUUGUCGCAAAUUGCUUAA
Molecule: messenger RNA, 1098 nt
Organism: Fusarium sp. VM40
Lineage: Eukaryota; Fungi; Ascomycota; Sordariomycetes; Hypocreales; Nectriaceae
Source: the annotation of a GenBank genome assembly